GUUUAUGAACAGGUUUUGAAGAAAGAACACGACAGGCAAUUGUUUAUGAACAGAUUACAGACUGAAGAAGGAAUAGCGAACAAGUAAAGACAAAGAAACUUAUAAUCAAUGGCUACAGCAUUUGCUACAAAUAGCUCCAACUUCAUACAGAGAAAGAAUAAGGGAUUUUCUGGUCAAUCCCUAAGACAAAAACACAAUGCAGAAUUUACAGGAUUUGAAAACAUGGAGAUAAGUCCAGACAAGAUUCAAGAAAAUCUUGACAGUGAAAAAAUGGUUCCUGCCUCUCAGAUGGAGAGAAGAGUGUUGAGAGAAACCCAGAAUAUUCAAGGGAAUCCCAACGUAGAUCAUGUUACAAAGGUCAAGAAAGAGAAGUCCAAGGAGAAAAGCUUUUACAAUGUAGCCAAAAAUAAACUGACCCAGCAGAUAAUGGGUAAAAAGACAAAAAGCAAAUCCAAGAAAUCUACCUUGUUCAAUGUAUUGAACCCAGAACCAUCUGCAAUCUUGGAUGAUGAUUUGUUGUGUAUGGACAUUGAUAUGUUGGACCCUUCAACAAAGAUCAGAGAGAUGUUUAUCAAACGACCAGACGAUGUUGUUGACAUCUAUGCACAUUUAAAUGACCAGUUUAAUUGCCCUGAAUAUGCUCAAGAAGUUUACUGUUACUUACAGUCUGUGGAAAGACGUUUAACAUUUUCUGAUGACUACCUUGCAUCAGAUCCAGAAGUUACUCCACAGAUGAGAGCAAUACUAACAGACUGGCUCAUACAAGUACAGGUCCAUGAAGAACUGUGUCAACAGACAAUACAUUUGACAGUGGCCCUGAUUGAUAGAUUUCUUGUCUUGAAGGGUGUCAAACUGCAAUUACUUCAACUUCUCGGAAUCACAUGUUUGUUUAUUGCGGCAAAAUAUGUGGAAAGGUUUCCACCAGAGGUGGCUACACUCUGCCAUCUUACUGAUAAUAGUUUUCAGCCAGCACAAGUACUGAAGCUAGAGAUUCAUGUACUGAAAGCUUUGAACUUUGAUCUCAACAUAACAGACCCAACAGUUUUCUUGGAUCGCUUCCUAGAAAUAGAAACAAAUCAAAAUAAGGAGAUUGCCCAUAUGUCUCAGUACCUACUUGAUUUGUCCCUGACUGAAGCCAGAUUUACAGUUUACCAGUCAUCCAUUAUGGCUGCCAGUGCUAUGUACCUGUCCAGAAAACUUACUGACAUUGAUGAUCCAUGGAACCCAACUCUGGCUUACUACAGUAGAUACUCCGAAAAGGAUCUAGCAGCAUGUACUAAAGCUUACUCUAAAUCAUUGCUUAAACUUCCAACUAGUAAAUUCCAGGGAGCCAAAAACAAAUAUAACAGUAUGACCAACUUUGAUAGUAUCAGCAACCAUCCUGCUCUCCAAAAUAAAGACCUCCUGAAAGAGAUUGCAGGGGAGGAAACUCUGAUUAUGUAAAAUUCAUAUGAAUCCAAGACUUGGACUACUAUUUUAAUUAUCAUGUCUGUGAUUUAAAAACUACUAUGUAGAAAUAUUAAUGUGCUAUUUAUUUGUGUUUUACAUUAAAAAAAAACUGAUUUAUGGUGCUAUAAUAAUUGCUUACUUUUUAAGCUGCUUAUUAGCAAGUGUUUUAAGCUGCUUAUUAGCAAGUGAGAGUUGUGUGUGGAUGUUUGAUGAGAGUGGAUAAAGAGAAAAAUGUGUGAAAAAAAACCAAAAAAAAUGCAAAAGUGAGAAUUGUGCUACAAAAAUUGCAAGAAAGAAAAAAAUGGAAAAAAAAUAGCACAAUUUGAAAUGAACUUGAAAAAAUAGGUGCUGGUUUGACUGUUUUUUCAUGUAUUAUAUUUAUAAUUGCCUUGAUCAGUUUAUACUUGUUCACACUUUAUUUAUACUUUUCUUUAUAUAUUAUACAUGAUUAUACAUAUGGUUAUACAUUUGUCAUAUUAUAUACAUAAAUGAGCCCUUUUGCUCAAAUUUUAUGAGCGUUAAAGCUCCAUUAUUUUUGCAUGGUGUUGGUUUAGUUUUUCUGUUCAUAAAUUUGAUUUUAACUUUUAAAGUAAUGACAUGACAUUGUAACAGAAACUAAUGACAUUGACAGUGUAAUAGAAAUUAAUGACAAUGACAUUGUAACAGAUAUGAAUGACAUUGUCUAGUAACAGAACUAAAUGAAAUUGACAUUAUAAUAAAAAGACUUAGACAGACAAGACUGAUGGACAAAUAUACAAUUGUUAUCUUGUUCUGUUGAAUUUAUUUUUUUGAAAUAUUUAUUACAAUUGUAAAUAUCAUUUAUAUUGAAGCAUGAAUGUCCAGGAUGAAAGUUUAUUUUAUAUUUUAUUGUUAGACAUUUUGUGAAUAAAAUGUACUUGGUCUUA
Molecule: messenger RNA, 2354 nt
Organism: Mytilus californianus (California mussel)
Lineage: Eukaryota; Metazoa; Mollusca; Bivalvia; Mytilida; Mytilidae
Exons: 10
Coding region: 109-1443 (444 amino acids)
Biological process (GO): regulation of cyclin-dependent protein serine/threonine kinase activity; mitotic cell cycle phase transition
Cellular component (GO): cytoplasm; nucleus; cyclin-dependent protein kinase holoenzyme complex
Molecular function (GO): cyclin-dependent protein serine/threonine kinase regulator activity
Source: RefSeq, a predicted model, not a curated record